UCCAAGAUGGCGUUGCCGAAACUCGAAAGAGGUCCACCGGGUCGUUUAGGUGGUCCCAGAAGCCAUCCAGCCCCAGAGAUUGUUGAUGUGGAAAAACAUGCAUUCACCAUACCACAACGAGCAGUGUUGAAUGUUACAGAUAUUCAGAAGUGGGAGAAGUCAAAGGCUUAUCAUGACCUUCUGGGAUUCAUUACUGUACUGAAUGAUUCUGUGAGGGGCAAGAAGAUGUCUCAGUCACCUCCAGACUCCAUGUCAGAUAAUGUGAAGAAAGUGAUUGAAGUCCUUGAAGAAAUGGAUAAAUGGAUUGCUGAGAUUCCAGCCAUUGACCAGCCUCAGAGAUUUGGAAAUAAAGCUUUCAGAGACUGGUUUCAGAGACUACAAGAGAAAUCAGAAGAUCUUGUUCAAGGAAUGCUUGGAGAGACGUACCCAGACAGUGCAGUGAAGGAAUUAUCAGUGUACCUAGUGGAAAGUGUUGGGAACAAAACAAGAAUUGACUAUGGCACGGGUCACGAGAUGGCCUACAUUUUCUUCUUGUGCUGUUUGUACAAAAUAGGAUUCUUAAAAAAGGAGGAUUACUGUACUACAGCUCUGAAUAUAUUUAACAAGUAUGUGAUUCUCAUGAGAAAACUGCAGAAUACAUACAACAUGGAGCCAGCCGGAUCUCAAGGUGUAUGGAGUAUUGAUGACUACCAGUUUAUACCAUUUGUUUGGGGCAGUGCUCAGCUAUUAGACCAAGCUGCCAUUGAGCCGAGACACAUCCCUGAAGCAGAUCGCAAUGUGAAGUGGGUCGAAGAAUACAUGUUCUUUCAGUGCAUCGCACACAUUAAUACUGUUAAAACCGGCCCCUUCUCUGAGCACUCAAAUGUGUUAUGGGGAAUAAGUGGUGUACAGUUUUGGUCAAAAGUAAAUGGAGGACUCAUCAAGAUGUACAAGGCUGAGGUUUUACCCAAAUUCCCCAUCAUACAACAUGUCCUGUUUGGCUCACUGAUGUCCAUCGAUCCAGUCACUGCGCUAACGUGAGAAUCGCAUACAUGAACCGAAAGAACACAAUGGUGGAUAAGCUCAUGACUUUAGGAUCUUUGCAAUAACCGCUGGCGAGCUCUCUGAGGCUAAGUUGGGAGCCCUGCGACGUGUAAGCUUCAGAUACUGCUGUGUCUCUUCAUGCCAAUUCACCACGUUCUGCUAAUAUCCAUCCUUCAGGAGGAGACUUUAGGACUGUUAUUCACCGCCGAUAAGUUGGCAUGUGGCUCCUUCUCCAAACCUGAGUCAGAGUAUGUAUGAAGUCAAAUUGACUUCGAAGGCUAAGGCGGAUUGGGAGUGACUGAUACAUUUCAAAACCAACAGGAGGACCCAAAAUUAGACAAUGUGGAGUUUGAAUGCAUCUGAGCCUUCUUCAUCGUUCAGAAGGAAAUAAACUUCUCUACUGACUUGCUCCUUCAAACAAGCAAUUUUCUGUAAACGUGUGUAGAAUGAUGUACUUAAUAUGAUGUUUUCUGUUGUUGACGUGCAGUGUAAAUGGACCACUGGCAUUUUUGUUAAAAAGGCUGAUAUUAAACAAAGCUUCUUUUAUA
This is a messenger RNA of Lineus longissimus, 1571 nucleotides long. RefSeq names its product serine/threonine-protein phosphatase 2A activator-like. Gene Ontology annotation, molecular function: protein tyrosine phosphatase activator activity; peptidyl-prolyl cis-trans isomerase activity. Gene Ontology annotation, cellular component: cytoplasm; nucleus; protein phosphatase type 2A complex. Gene Ontology annotation, biological process: mitotic spindle organization. The record is from RefSeq and is a predicted model, not a curated record. The coding region runs from base 7 to 1020 and encodes 337 amino acids. NCBI's taxonomy places the organism in Eukaryota, Metazoa, Nemertea, Pilidiophora, Heteronemertea, Lineidae. The transcript is spliced from 9 exons.